AUGACUGGAAGUAAUCAUCAGAUCCGCCGAGUGGCUGUGAUCGGCGCCGGAAUCAGUGGCGUUGUCUCCGCAGGCCAUCUUUUGGCCGCGGGUCUGGAAGUCACAGUGUUUGAGAGGAAUAAAGCUCCUGGUGGUGUAUGGCUUUACGAUGAACGCCGGCCACUCGAGCCUAAUUAUCCUUCAAUCAAGCCAUCAGAGGCCGAUACAACAGGGAAACGGUCUAACGAUGAUGAAAACGAAGUAGUGUUGGAGCAUGCUCCUCCGGGCCCAUGCUACGAAGGACUCAAGAACAACGUCUCCACGCCGUUGAUGCGAGUCAAGCUCAAUGCUUGGCCCGAAGGAACACCGGAUUUCGUCAGUCAUACGGUGAUGCAAGCGUAUAUCCGAGAUACAGCGGAGAAAGCAGGCGUCCACGACGUGACGAUCUACGGGGCGCGGGUGAAAAACGUCUCGAAGGAGGGAGAGACAUGGUCCGUGACAUGGUCGAUUCUGCGCGAAUAUGACCAGACGGGGAGAGUUGAGGUGGAACAGAUAUCAACGUUCGAUUCGGUGAUUGUCGCGUCCGGACAUUAUCAUGCUGCUCGGGUGCCCGAUAUAGCCGGUUUGUCGGAGGCCAAGUCGAAAUGGCCGUCGCGGAUCAUACAUUCCAAGGGAUAUAGGAGACCGGAUGAAUUCAAGGACAAGAAUAUUCUACUCAUUGGUGGAGGUGUCUCUUCGGUCGACAUAUCGCGAGAAAUUGGUGCCGUCUCUAAGAAUGUCUACCAGAGCACCCGAAACGGCGAGUUCGACCUCUCUCCCACAAUGCUUCCUGAAAACGGAGUUCGAAUCAGCGAGGUGUCACACUUUGAGAUACAAGAUGACGGCCAGGGACUAUCGGAGAACGAUCCUUUGCCCAUCGUAGCACACCUCAAGUCUGGACAGAGACUUUGUGGACUCGACGGUAUCAUCAUCUGCACUGGCUAUCAUAUCACCCUCCCCUUCCUGCCCAAAUACCACAACGACGAAAUAUCCCCGGAGAAGGCCGACGACCGCAUCUUGGUCACAGACGGGACACAAGUGCAUAACCUGCACAAAGAUAUCUUCUACAUUCCCGACCCGACGUUGAUAUUCGUCGGGAUCCCAUAUUAUACUGCGACGUUCACGUUGUUUGAAUUCCAAGCAAUUGUCGUGACCGCAGUUCUAUCCGGAAUCGCGCAACUACCAACAGAGGCAGACAUGAGAAGUGAAUACACCGAGCGCGUGAAUCGCAUCGGAGCCGGAAGAAAGUUCCACUCGCUAAAAGACAUCGAGGAGCUUUACGUCGAAGACAUCCUAGGCUGGGUGAACCGUAAUCGGGAAAGCCAGGGACUUCCAGUAAUCGAAGGACACACGCCGACCUGGCACGAAGCGAAGGCCGCGCAGCGAGAACGGAUCAAAAACCUUUUCCAAGGGACCACGGAAAGACGAGAUAGCGGGAUCGGAGAGCUUCCGGUACUAGAAGUCUGUAGUUAG
Aspergillus melleus is the source of this 1491-nucleotide messenger RNA. Its product is annotated as putative FAD dependent oxidoreductase. The record is from RefSeq and is a predicted model, not a curated record. Lineage: Eukaryota; Fungi; Ascomycota; Eurotiomycetes; Eurotiales; Aspergillaceae. The transcript has 5 exons. Gene Ontology annotation, molecular function: N,N-dimethylaniline monooxygenase activity; flavin adenine dinucleotide binding; NADP binding. The coding region runs from base 1 to 1491 and encodes 496 amino acids.